CAAAUGGAUGAAGAUGAAAUGCGCCAAGUUUUGAAAAGAGCUAUAGAGGCAGAACCAGAUUUCAUGAGAUCUUACAUCCAAGGUUCAUUACAGUAUGAAAACUCCAGUUCAGAAAUUGCAUGGUGUUUAUGUGGAGGAUGCAAAGUAUUUGAGGAUCCUCGCAUGAACCUAUGCUGUUGUCAAUCUCCAUGCAUUACCACAAAACCAGAGUUUAGAAAUCUGUGUUUGCGGCAUGAUGUGCUAGAGAUUGCCAACAUUCUGAAUUGGAGUUUUCAUACUAAUCUUGAACCUUCGUUUGCCCCCUCUACCUUCCGGAACCAGGCAUAUCGUAAUUUUGUUUUGUGGCAGCAUGGUCCUCUUGGAGCAGGAAGGAGAGUUCCAGUGCCAUCUUGUGUGACUGUGGCAGUUAGGAGGAGGUUUCCCCAACUAGAUGGAGCGUACAGAGGCUAUCAUUCAGCUAAUUCAGACUCUGAAUAAAAU
This is a messenger RNA of Saccostrea echinata, 480 nucleotides long. RefSeq names its product P2X purinoceptor 7-like. The transcript has a single exon. NCBI's taxonomy places the organism in Eukaryota, Metazoa, Mollusca, Bivalvia, Ostreida, Ostreidae. Bases 4 to 477 code for a protein of 157 amino acids. The record is from RefSeq and is a predicted model, not a curated record.